GGACGUAGUGGAAGAGUGUACCGGGAAUAUAUGAAAGACAAGUGAGAGGACAAUGUCUGCCUAUUUAUAUAUAGUACAUGUGUAUGUAAAAAGCUAUUGAAUAAUUAAAAAGAAAUUAAUGUUCAAAUAAUAACAAAAUUCAGAGCGCGCCACAAUAAAAGAGUGACAAAUAAUAAUAAUAAAAAUAAAACACGUCCAGCGUACUACAGCACUUAGCUUAAAAAAGCCCAAAAGCCGAACCGUGGUGUUAUGUUGUACGCAUAGAUACAACUAAAAACAAAUAGAUAUCUUAUCAAUUUUCCAUGUGAGAAUAUAAUUACCAUUUACCGGGUACAAAUCAAGUCAUUUAACAUACUUCAACAAAAGGCGUUCGGGAGAGUUUUGUGGAUUACGCGUUGCUCUAGUCAAGGAGUUGGAUUAAUUGUAGCCCGCCACUAUUAUGGCCUCCGUGAGCGUCCCCAAUGCAGACUCACUUUACAUGCAACUAAAUGCAGCUGAGCUCCAAGCUAUAAACAUGAAAGAUUCGCCCAACUCAAAUGACCGUGAUGCGGGCUUCUGCUCUGCCAGCUCGGAAAGCGAAGGCGGCGACGACUUGGCGCUUGAGCAUUCACACAUCGGCAGUGCCAAUGUGGGGCCGGCGGAAGACUACCACACCACAACCAAAAUGGUCGAAGUAAAGCCACUGGCGCUAAUGAGAAAUAAGCGCAAGAGCACGGAGCCUUCGAAAGUCGUGGAGUCCUCGGCCUCAAUCAGUUCAAUCAUCAGCUGUACGGCAGCUGCUGUUGCAACGGGGCCGCUCAAGAAGCGCAUUCGGUAUACCUCCUCGGCCGACUCGGCAGUGGUGUUGACGCCGCCUGCCAUGGCCUCGCCCUCGCCAUCGCCCAGUAGAGAUGGACUUAUGUGGGAUCCUAGUCAAGUGCUGCCGCACGAAGGCAUGCCACACCCGGCACAUGUCUUCGUCCGGCAUCCCGGCGUAACCACGCUGCACCGCGACCUCACAGUCCAAUUGCAGCAACAGGUGCAGCAGGAGCCGCUUGCUCUGGUGCUUAGAAAGCCACAAUCCACUGAAAACGGGCUCCCGCACUCGAACAGCGUCCAGCACAGCCCCAAGAAACCCGCACAGAACAAGAAAUUACGGCGCUCUACGACCGAAUCCCCUUUGGACUUGCAUGAGGAAGGCGAUUCGAGCAAGGGGAACUCCAGUAAUGGUCUGCUACGACCACAGCAGCGCAACUACAAAAACAUGACGCGGGAGCGACGGAUUGAAGCCAAUGCACGGGAGCGUACCCGCGUCCACACCAUCUCGGCAGCCUACGAGACGCUGCGACGUUCCGUGCCCGCCUAUGCCAGCUCCCAGAAGCUGUCCAAGCUAUCCGUGCUGCGAGUCGCCUGUUCUUACAUACUUACAUUGAGCCGCAUGGCCGGCGAGGACUACAGUGCUGACCAGUCGGAGCCGACGAUUGCCGAAUGCAUCGAGGCGGUCACCUCCACCAUACAAACCGAGGGCAAGAUCAAACGUAAAAAGGAUGAGUAGUAUUGCCUUACACGAGAUACUCAAAUUCCAAUAUUCUGAAGUGAUGUUGGGUGCUGUUGUUGUUGGAAUUGGAGUUGGAGUUGGAUUUGGAUUUGCAACAUAGCUUUACAAGUUUUCAAAGCGUCUUUGGUAGAUUUAUUUGCUUUAUUUUUUACAAAGGGGAAUCAAUUAUGCGCAUUGAUAUAAGUAUGUUAUACAAUAUACGAGUAUGUAAAAACAAA
Messenger RNA from Scaptodrosophila lebanonensis, 1755 nucleotides. RefSeq lists its product as uncharacterized. The record is from RefSeq and is a predicted model, not a curated record. Lineage: Eukaryota; Metazoa; Arthropoda; Insecta; Diptera; Drosophilidae. Gene Ontology annotation, molecular function: DNA-binding transcription factor activity; protein dimerization activity. The transcript is spliced from 2 exons. The coding region runs from base 440 to 1534 and encodes 364 amino acids.